UAGGUGCUGUAUCUCAGCCAGUGAUCUCUAUUGAUGGAACUAAAGGCUGGGGGGUGGUCCUGAAGUGUGAGUCUGGAGGCUGGUUUCCUGAACCUGAGAUGGAGUGGCUGGACAGUUCUGGAACCAUCCUCCCUGCUGAUGGACCUCCAGAGAUACACAGGGAGGAGGACCUCUACACUGUGAGACGACAUGUCACCGUGAACCGGACUGACACCAACAGGUUCACCUGUAGAGUUCAACAGCCGGAGAUCAACCACCUGAAGGAGACAGAGAUUCAUGUCCCAGAUGAGGUGUUUCCUAAAUCACAAGUAGGGUUGAUUGUUGGUCUACUAAUAGCAGCAGCUGUUGUAGUUCUUACAGCUUCAGCUGGUGGUGUCUACUGGUGGAGAAAACAUAAAGAGGAGAAGCAAAGACAACGAUGGGAAGAACUACUUGAUGCCCUGUUUGUGGACAGACACAAGGAUCACCUCAUUCAGAAGGUUUCCGAGGGGAAAUCUAUAGCAUCUGAGCUGCACCAGAAGGACUUGAUCCCUGAUGAGAUGAACUCUCGGAUCAGUGCUGCUGCGACCAGCCAGGACCAGAUGAGACUGUUGUUCAAGGCCCUAGAAGAAGCAGAAAACACAACAAGAGUGAAAUCAGCAUUUUACAGGAUUCUACUGGAUCUGGAACCUUAUCUAGUCUAUCACCUGGAUGAACUCAGUGAUAACCUGCCUGGACAGCUGGGGGUCAGAAUACAGAUGGGACGACCCAAAGAUUCAGAUGAGGAAGACCUUUACCUUGAUGAACUCAGUGAUAACCUGCCUGGACAGCUGGGGGUCAGAAUACAGAUGGGACGACCCAAAGAUUCAGAUGAGGAAGACCUUUACCUUGAUGAACUCAUUCAAAACCUGCCUGGACAGCUGGAGAAGAUCAGAAAACAGAGGGGUGAGUUGCGUGUGAAAGUCUGUGCAACUGCAUGCAUGUAUUAGUAAAAGUUUGGUGGAGGAGG
Molecule: messenger RNA, 988 nt
Organism: Salmo salar (Atlantic salmon)
Lineage: Eukaryota; Metazoa; Chordata; Actinopteri; Salmoniformes; Salmonidae
Source: RefSeq, a predicted model, not a curated record